Molecule: messenger RNA, 1809 nt
Organism: Pocillopora damicornis (cauliflower coral)
Lineage: Eukaryota; Metazoa; Cnidaria; Anthozoa; Scleractinia; Pocilloporidae
Product: QRFP-like peptide receptor
Biological process (GO): G protein-coupled receptor signaling pathway
Cellular component (GO): membrane
Molecular function (GO): G protein-coupled receptor activity
Source: RefSeq, a predicted model, not a curated record
UUAAUUUUAAAUAUUCAAUUCCUUGAUUUUGAGCCAAGAUCAGCUUAGCACAACACAUGCUCCAAAAGCCAACUGAAGGGAAUAAAAGAAACGCUUAAUCCUUGAAAAUAUGGAAAGUUGGUCAGUGGAUAUUGUUCUUCUGCCUUUUUACAUCCUCAUCGUGGUAGCUGGGAUUUUAGGAAACAUUUUGUUUAUUACCGUGGUCAGGAGGCACCGAUCUAUGCAUACUACUACUAACUUUCUCCUGGCUAACGUGGCGGUUUCUGACAUCAUUUCCUUGGUGUUUUGUGUACCGGGAAUUAUUCUGCGAUUUGUGGAGCACCCAGGCGGUAAUGUGGGUAGUUUUCUAUGUAAGUUUGUGACGAUGCAUCUGGUUGCAGGGAUCACUUUACUCGUUUCAGGACUUACCCUUACUCUUAUUUCAAUUGAAAGAUACAAAGCUUUGCUGCGACCCACGAGUUUGCACUUAAAACUCCACAAACAACGCGUUAUAAUUGCGAUUUCCCUUAUUUGGGGAUUUUCCAUCGCUUUUGUUUUGCCUUUGUUUAUAAAGCAGAGAUACGAGGAAAAGGUGAAGCAGUGCUUUAUGGAGUGGAAAGAGAGUAAUUCUCGAAUUUAUUGGACACUGUUGGCGACACUGCUGCUGUGGGAAUCCAGUGGUCUACAUAUUCCAAAGUGCAAAGUACAGAGCGGGAUUAAGGGAACUAUUUAAGGGAAGGCCAGCUGUUCGCCGAAGCGAAAAGUCUUUAGAAUUGUAACUCUGUUUGUGACGUUGGUCGCUUUGAUCGCGUUUAGCGAUAUGGUAUCAAACGAGAUAAAAAUUACUUUAGGCCACCAUAAUGUCGUUUAUUCAUAAAGAGAUUCUUCAUGACAAACAUUCGUGACUAUGCCAACGGAUAGCUGAAGACAUCUUAAUGUCCGGUCUUAUAAUAAGAGUAUUGGCUGGUUUAAAGAAAAAUAAUCUUGUUAACUAUCGUUGAAUCAUGGUUACGUGGUUGCAUUGCCAUUACGUUCGUAUAUUAACGCAGAAAAGGCAUUAAUUCGAACCGUUAUUUCGUGAUGAUCAGGUAAGAACACCGUCGAGAUAGACUUGAACAAAUAUGGUUGGGUUUAUCACCAGCCAUAUUUAAGGGUACUGAAAAUGCACAACACAACUAGUGAAAACAACUUCUUGUUACUAUCCGCAAGCUUUUCCUGAUCAUGAUAGAUCAGACUUGAAGCCUAUGAUGCUUGAACCAAAGAAAUUCUCCGCCGCGUCCUUAUCAAUUUUCGGCCUAUUUUUUCUUUAUCCACCGAAAAACGGAUAAAAGUUGGCAAAACAAAUCCGGGUAAGAUAAAACUGGUGACCAUAAUCAUGUUUUAACUGAAUACGCCUUUAAAAUCACAUAAUUCUGCUGACAUGAUGACUAAAAACACAACAUGAAUAAAAUGAUUUGUUGUUAUUCCGUUCAGUCAUGGAAUUGGAAGCAGUCUGAAGGUGAAUUAAACAGUUCAGUCUUAUCAAAUCCAUUUGUAGAUAUCAGGAGUCAUUAAGUUCGAAUCAUCGCUAACUUAUUCUCAGCUGUUUUCCUCGUGUGUUUUUUUUCUUUUUAUUAAUGAGGUCAAUGACAGGAAGGAUAGAAGAGAUCCGUAGAUAUAUUUUGGUUCACUCAUUCGUGGUGGUAAGGUAACUAGCCUCUUUCCUGCCUAAUGUGACUAAUGUGUGAUAACGUGCCCCCCGGGAGGGUUUAUUGCAGUGGAUUUAUUAACGGUGACCACUAAUAAAUUGAAUUUCUUCUGAAAUCGGAAGAUCUGUCGUUCAUAUCUCAA